AUGUCCUCCUCUCCCAGCCCAAGGCUCAGCUCGCCAUUGCCCUCCACGCCUGGACGCUACGGUGGCGUGCCACUGCGCGAGUCCACCCCUGGCACGACAGACAGCAACUUGCGCAGUCGAUUCUUUGGAUCACGCUUUGGAGAUGCUGAGCCUACUCCAGGUGAUGCGUCGCCCACGUCCACAACCCUGAGUUCUGUGUUCAACCGCUCGAGCAUCCCCUUAUCCGCUUCCUCUGCACUGUCCUCAAAUUUCGACAACCCGAAGAGAAAGAUCACUAUCCGCGCCGAUCCUACCCUCGUCACCUGCUUUGACACGGCGGACAAAGAGUUGUACGAUCUAUGGGCACCGAAACGCUGA
This is a messenger RNA of Rhodofomes roseus, 357 nucleotides long. RefSeq lists its product as uncharacterized. The transcript has 3 exons. Lineage: Eukaryota; Fungi; Basidiomycota; Agaricomycetes; Polyporales; Fomitopsidaceae. The record is from RefSeq and is a predicted model, not a curated record. The coding region runs from base 1 to 357 and encodes 118 amino acids.